This is a messenger RNA of Anguilla anguilla (European eel), 2261 nucleotides long. Its product is annotated as GTPase IMAP family member 9-like. Lineage: Eukaryota; Metazoa; Chordata; Actinopteri; Anguilliformes; Anguillidae. The record is from RefSeq and is a predicted model, not a curated record. Gene Ontology annotation, molecular function: GTP binding. The coding region runs from base 123 to 1190 and encodes 355 amino acids. The transcript is spliced from 4 exons.
ACUGUUGUUGACUCUCUUUCAGGCACAAGGAACUCAACUUUUUAUCAAAGCAAAAUGGAGGGAGACAAAUCUUCACAGAAAUCACGUACUGCAUGAGGAACUGACAUUAUUUUCAGAGCAAAAUGGAGGGAGACAAAUCUUCACAGAAAUUGGGUAAACAAGAUGAAGAAAGUGAAUUCAAACCAACUGUCAAAAGACAGAACAGUUAUGAAGACAUACCACCAAAUAUGUCCGAAGAUGCUGGAACUGAGCAAAAUCCUGAACUCAGACUGGUGUUGGUGGGAAAGACAGGAGUGGGGAAGAGUGCUUCUGGAAACACGAUCCUCGGCAGAAAAAUAUUCAAGUCAAAGAUGAGUUUUUCAUCCCAGACUAAGUCAUGUGAGAAACAGCACGGCACGGUAGCGGGACGCAGUGUGUAUGUGGUAGACACGCCAGGGCUCUUCGACAACCAACAGAACGAGCAGGACGUCAGGCGAGAGAUUGGGAGGUCGAUCAACUACUCAUCCCCGGGACCUCAUGCCUUCUUGCUGGUGGUAAAACUUGAUCGGUUCACAGAGGAGGACAGAAGAACGGUGCAGCACAUCCAGGAGUUGUUUGGGGAAGGGGCCUCCCGCUACAUUAUAGUUCUGUUCACGCGAGGGAGCGAGCUUUCGGACGACAUAGAAGACUGUAUUAAAGAAGCAGACAGCGGUCUCAGAUCAAUGCUGUCCGAAUGUGGAAACAGGUACCAUGUCUUUGAGAACAGUAAUCUCGAUGACCGUCGGGAGGUGACCGAUCUUCUUGACAAAAUUGAGGCAAUGGUGAAGGAGAACGGUGGUGGGUGUUACACCAAUGAGAUGUUCCGUGAGGUGGAGAGGUUGCUUCAAGAGAAAGAGAAAGAGCUCAGGAGGCAGUAUGAGGAAAAACUGCGUCAAAAAGAGGAGGAGCUGAAGGCUAGGUUUCAGAAGGACAUGGAGGAGCUGAAGACAGACCUGGAGAAGAAGAUGGAAAAGCUAGUAGACGAGGGUAAAGAGAGGGACCUCAAGAUAAGUACUUUGGAGGAGAAGCACAAGAGAGAACUUGCUGAGUUUGAGCGCUUCUACCAGGAGAAAGGAAGAGCUGCCAGGGAUGAAGCAGAGACUUUGGACUUUACACACAACUUCAUUUUCAAGAUGUGGAAUUAUGUCUGUGAAGCAAUGACCAAAACCUAGGGAAACAGCCACCAGUAUAUCACAAGCUUACAGUAUAUGUGGCACUUGUACAGUGAAUGACUCGUGGAAACUCUAGUGGAAGCUCCAACACACUCUAGUCUCAUUUUAGGCAACGUUCAAAGAUCUGCCUUUAUCCAGUGAUUUGAAUCUUCAUUCCUGUUUCCUGUUCCAAGUCAACAUAGAUUGGAAAAAAAAACUGAUAUUCCUACCAGCUUUUCAGAACAAAGUCCUUUUCUAGACACUGGAAAAAAUACAGACUCCAGCCUCACCUUUCUAUCCCAAGCGAACACUGUCUGGUAGGCUUUCAAAAACAAGCUUCGCUCACCUCAGCCUUGGCAACAACUGGCCUUGUGACCAGCUAUUCCAUGUAGGCCACCGACCCAACAGCGGGCCAGCUGGAGACUUGAAGAUGUCUUCAACAUUCCUCCAGACAGACUGGGUAAAUGGUCCUGAGCAAGAGACUGCAUCCAUGAAUAUGAAUGAUAAUUAUUCAUGAACUGAUAUUAAGUGUUGAGACCAACACUAGUUCAAUCUCCAAAGAAUUUCUUAUAUAUUUUUUUGGCUAUGCACACUUUUUUUAUUAUUGUAUCCUGACAAAAUGUGGCAUUUGUUCAUACAGCAAAAAAUCAGCAGAACUAUAUAUAUAUUCUCCAUUCUUGGGUUGCAGAAUAUGAUUAAAUGAUAGAUGUGCCAAAGGUACUGUUUCCAUCAUUGUAAUUUCAGCAAAGUUGAACCGGCACUACCAUAAUACUGAUAGGAGGCGGACACGAAGAGGAAAAAGAUUUCUUGAACUGAAUAAUUCACUUCCCCCCAGCAAGUAAUCGCUUAGUAUAGACAUGGGAUCAUGAUGCUUUGAUAUUUUUAUUGUCUGUAGAUAGGAGAGAAGGUUAAUUCCAAACCCAAGUAAAAUAGUCUGAACUGUUUUAACCCAAGUGACAUCAUUCAGAUUCCUUCGGUUACUAAAAAUGAACAUUUGUCCACAGUGUUGGAGAAAACAGGUUUAUUCUUUUAAAACUGUCAGUGAAAUAUAUGGACGGAGUGUAGCACAGUGGGUAAGGAACUGGGCUUGUA